Molecule: messenger RNA, 792 nt
Organism: Spodoptera litura
Lineage: Eukaryota; Metazoa; Arthropoda; Insecta; Lepidoptera; Noctuidae
Source: RefSeq, a predicted model, not a curated record
ACAUGAAAUUGUUAGUAGCAGUAGCAGUUUUGUGCUUAGCCGUAGCUUACGCUCGGGAACUGGGCGAGGAAGAGAAGGACCUCGUCGCAGCAGCCAGUGGGAAGAGCAGCCACCAUGAAGAGGGCGGCGGCAAGGAGCACCACGGUCAUCAUCAUCAUGAACAUGGACACAAGGGACACAAAGGCCAUCACGGACACCACCAUCACCAUAAAGGUGACCACGGCGGUCAUGGCAAACACCACCAUGGAGAGCAUCACCACGAACAUGGCGGCCAUCACAAGAAGCACUGGGAUGAACACGAUGACCAUGGCCAUCAUCACGAACAUGGACACCACCACAAGGGUGGCAAACAUGGCCACCAUGAGCACCAUGACAAGGGUGAGAAGACCGACGGUUACCACAAGAAAUACCACAAGGAUACCUUCCACAAGGACCAUCACUUCUAUGACGGCGACCACAAAGAAGGCAAGCACCACAAACAUGGUCACCAUCAUGGACACCAUGGACAUGAGGGAGGACACCACAAGAAGGGCGGUCAUCAUGAACAUGGACAUCACGAGCACCAUCACGGCAAACAUGGACACCAUGACAAGCACCAUCAUGAUGACGACCACCAUGGACACCACGGUCACCAUGGCCAUGAAGGCCAUCAUCACCAUCAUGAUCAUCAUGGCAAGAAGGGAGGUCAUGACGACCAUAAGGACUGGGGAUUCCAUCAUGGAAAGCAUUAAGUAACCAAAUCAGACUGUGAUACUAAUAUAAAUAUUUCUUACGACUUUUUAUAACUUUUUG